AUGGUGCUCGAGGCCUCCUUCCUCUGCAUCGACAACUCCGACUAUAUGCGGAACGGCGACCACGCGCCCUCGCGGAUGGAGGCGCAGCUGGACGCCGUCAACUUGCUGUCGGGCGCAAAGACGCAGAGCAACCCUGAAAACGUCGUCGGGCUGCUCUCGACGGCCGGGCGAGGGGUGGAGGUGCAGGUGGCGCUGACGGGCGACGUCGGCCAGGUCCUCUCCCUCUCGCACGGCAUCAAGAUUGGCGGCAACGCCAACUUGUCAGCGGGCAUCCAGGUGGCGCAGCUCUCGCUCAAGCAUCGGCAGAACAAGAACCAGCGGCAGCGCAUCAUCGUCUUUGUGGGGUCGCCGGUGCAGGAGGAGGAGGCGGCGCUGGUCAAGCUCGGCAAGAAGCUCAAGAAGAACUCCGUCGCGAUGGACAUCAUCAACUUUGGAGAGGAGGCGCCCCGGGCCGCAGACACCGCGCUGCUCAACGCCGUCAACUCUGACGACAACUCGCACCUCGUCACCGUCCCUCCCGGCCCGCACGUCCUCUCCGACAUCCUGCUCUCGUCGCCCAUCGUGCAGGGCGAGGACGGCGCGGGCGCCGCGAUGGCCGGCAUGGGCGGCGGCGGCGGCGAGGGCGCGGGAGACUUCGCCGGCCUCGCGGACCCGAGCUUCCUGCAGUCUGUCCUCGGCUCGCUCCCCGGCGUCGACCCAAACGACCCGCGCAUCCAGUCGGUCCUCCAAAAGCAGGACGGCGACAAGAAGGAGGAGGAGGACAAGAAGUGA
Molecule: messenger RNA, 771 nt
Organism: Emiliania huxleyi CCMP1516
Lineage: Eukaryota; Haptophyta; Isochrysidales; Noelaerhabdaceae
Exons: 3
Coding region: 1-771 (256 amino acids)
Biological process (GO): proteasome-mediated ubiquitin-dependent protein catabolic process
Cellular component (GO): nucleus; cytosol; proteasome regulatory particle, base subcomplex
Molecular function (GO): polyubiquitin modification-dependent protein binding
Source: RefSeq, a predicted model, not a curated record